This is a messenger RNA of Labeo rohita (rohu), 1765 nucleotides long. Its product is annotated as serine protease inhibitor 2.1-like. The record is from RefSeq and is a predicted model, not a curated record. The coding region runs from base 150 to 1367 and encodes 405 amino acids. Lineage: Eukaryota; Metazoa; Chordata; Actinopteri; Cypriniformes; Cyprinidae. The transcript has 5 exons. Gene Ontology annotation, molecular function: serine-type endopeptidase inhibitor activity. Gene Ontology annotation, biological process: negative regulation of endopeptidase activity.
AAACAAAGAGUAAACAGAGUAAAGGUUGGUCUCUAAUCGAACUUCAGGACAUACUGUGGGCUUUAUAAUUCAGUCCAGCUUGGGGAAAGACACGGCAGCUGCCUGGACAGGGCCUAAAUUCAUCUGCUGGCUCAACUUGAAAAGGAAACAUGGAAAGGAACAUCAUAUAUUUGUGGAUCUGUGCUUUUGCAGUAGUUUAUGGGAAUCAAGAGACUUCACCCCAACCUCCCAUCAGCGCUAAACUCCCAUCAUUGAUAAAAAUGAACAAUGAUUUUGCUUUUCACCUGUACAAGAGGCUUGUAGAAAUGCCCGAUUAUCAGUCGAGGAAUAUCUUCUUCUCUCCCUUCAGUGUGUCCAUGGCCCUUUCUGAGCUGUCUUUAGGAGCCGGAGGUAAAACCAAAGAGCAGCUUCUCAGUGGCAUUGGCCAUAACGGCUCUGUCUUCAGCACUGAAGAAAUGCACGAGAUGUUCCACAGUCUCCUGGAAGAAAUCGACCAAAGGACAGGGGUGGACAUCGAUGUCGGCAGUGCUCUAUAUGCAAGCGACAAAUCCAAGCCUCAUCCUAAGUUCCUGGAGAACAUGAAGGAGUUUUACCACUCUGACGGCUUCACUGUGGAUUUCCGUGCUGCGGAAACAUUAGAAAAAAUUAACACGUAUGUAAAGGAAAAAACACAUGGUAAAAUAGAUCGAGCUGUAGAUUCUCUAGAUCCCAGUACUAUCAUGUUACUUCUCACUUACAUAUAUUUUAAAGGACAAUGGGACAUGCCAUUUAACCCAAACAAAACCCAUGAGGCUACAUUUCAUGUGGACCAUGAGACUACGGUUCCAGUACAAAUGAUGCACCAAAAUGAACUCCUUAAAGUUUAUUAUGACGCUGAACUCUCUACUAAAGUCCUCUGUCUAGACUACAACGACUCUUUCUCCAUGUUUCUGGCUGUACCAGAUAAAAACAAAGAUCAGACCAUCAAAGAUCUGGAGAAGGCCAUCUCUAGACAGCACAUUGAAAAGUGGAAGACAGCUGUCCAGAAAAGAAAACUUGACGUCUAUGUACCCAAGCUGUCUCUGAAAACAGAAUAUACCCUAAACGAUAUUUUGAAUGGAAUGGGAAUAACAGACAUGUUUACAAAUAAAGCUGACUUCUCAGGAAUUUCAGAAGCAAAUUUCUAUGUUUCAAAGGUUUUGCAUAAAGCCACCCUGGAUGUAGAUGAGAAAGGAACCACCGCAGCAGCAGUAACCACAAUUGAAAUCAGACUUGCUUUCUUACCAAUGACAUUCCGUUUUGACCGUCCAUUCAUGAUCUUCAUUGUUGACCAAAAAAAUGACCAUAUCCUCUUUUUAGGAAAAGUUGUCAACCCGGCAGCGAUGUAAUGAUGUGACAUUCAAGAUUCAUCCAGCAGAUGGCCAUAAUUUAACAACUAUCAUCAUGCCAUCAUUUUGCCAACGCCUUUAGAAUUUGUAUAGGAUAACUGUUGGUGUUACGUACUGUAUGAAGAUGGUUGCUAGGUCUUCUUUAAUAGUGAAUGUCUGCUUAUACUACGUCUAUAUUAAAUGUAAUAAUUGGAAAGAGGUCUUCAAAAGAUUUCAGUGAAAUAAGAAAAAAGCAUCUGGCCACAACUGUUAUUUCGUAUCUUUCCUGCUAACUUCCGCUAUCGCUCAUACACCACGUUAUACACUGCUCUUAUUAUAAUGAAAACUACAAUUCACUAUCUGUGAGUUAUAAAUGUGUGGAAAAUGCUUGUUAUAAAAUAAAGUUGGUUUUACUGGCA